AUGAGGCUGACGUAUGCUGGCGUCAGCGGGGUGACAGAUGACGAUUUAGACCCAGGGUCUAAGAAGGGACGGGGAGGGACAGAAAAGAAUGUGAACUUGCUGAUCAGUCGGGGGAAAGGAUCAACCGGCGAUGGCCCGUCCACCGUGAUGAUACAAACAAUUCUCGGCAGCCCCGACAAGAAGCCGGAGACCCAAGGGUGUGGCGGGGUUUUCGCCGGGGCAGGCGGCCGCGUGCCGUCUGCCGCGUCAAAAGAUCGGCUCGAGAAGGAGUUUGAUGGAUUCGGGUGGGAUAAUGGGCAACUAGAGCGGGCCCGCUGGAAGGGGCGGGAUGGGCUGAAAAGCACGCGGCCGUAG
Klebsormidium nitens is the source of this 354-nucleotide messenger RNA. NCBI's taxonomy places the organism in Eukaryota, Viridiplantae, Streptophyta, Klebsormidiophyceae, Klebsormidiales, Klebsormidiaceae. The record is from the annotation of a GenBank genome assembly.